Molecule: messenger RNA, 1183 nt
Organism: Anoplophora glabripennis (Asian longhorned beetle)
Lineage: Eukaryota; Metazoa; Arthropoda; Insecta; Coleoptera; Cerambycidae
Product: galactoside 2-alpha-L-fucosyltransferase 3-like
Exons: 1
Coding region: 77-1072 (331 amino acids)
Biological process (GO): carbohydrate metabolic process
Cellular component (GO): membrane
Molecular function (GO): galactoside 2-alpha-L-fucosyltransferase activity
Source: RefSeq, a predicted model, not a curated record
UGGGUGAGAUUUUCUAGUAAAAUGCUUAAAUUUAGAAGUAGAGACAGUGCUUUAGAUUGCUACAAGUAACAAAAUAAUGUUAAACACAAACCACAACCUAUUAUUUAAAGCUAUAAUACUGGCAUUAUGUGUGAUAUCCUUUGUGCACGUAUUUUUAUUUCCGCUGUACGACAUGAACGUCGGAAGGGGCAGUGUGAGAACGUACAUGGAUUUUGAGCAGUCCCUCUGCACCAACAACAUCAAGAAGAGGAGAAUCUGGAGACUCAGCCGGUGCCCGCAGUAUGGCAUCGUUACCAUCAUGCAGGGUGGCCGCUUGGGCAAUCAGAUGUGGGAGUACGCGUCCGUAUGGGCUCUAGCCAGGAGGACAGGCCUGGAGCCCUACGUCCCCAGGUGUAUCAAAAUAAAGCUAGACCAGGUGUUUGAGCAACUGUCGGUGCCAACGUUUGGAGAGAUCGGACAUUGCCCAGUAGAAAUAAACCAUUUCGUAAAGUCUCUAGAGGCCUGGAACUUUACCAAUCAAAGUAUUAUUUUACCGAGAUACUCCAUUCAACCUGAACUAGUGUUAACUUGGGUCCAAGACAUCAUUCAAGAGUUUACUAUAAAAAAGAAGCUGCUGCUAAAGAGCCAACAAAUCCUACAUUUAGCUGUGAAGCCUUCCGCCGCAAGAAACCACACCUUUGUAGGCAUUCACGUACGGAGGACGGACUAUAUCGGGUAUUUGAUGAGGAAACACAACGCCAAACCGGCUGACGUUGACUUCUACAAGUCAGCCAUGGGUUUCUUUGAGAGGAAGUAUCGAAACGUCGUGUUUAUCGUGGUUAGCGAUGAUCCGCCGUGGUGCUGGAAGAAAUUCGGGUUCAAGAACAACGUGUACGUAGCCAGUCGGUACCACAAGAACUCUCCAGCUCUGGACCUGGCGAUCUUGGCAUCGUGCAACCAUUCGAUCUACGAUUACGGCACCUUUGGUGAGUGGGGGGCUAUUUUGGCUGGUGGGGAGACCAUUUACUACAAUCUUUCUCAUCACUCAUCCAGUAGGCUAGGGCAAAUUUUGAAAAACUGGCAUACUAUAUAAAACCAACACGGAAAACACUUCAAAAGGCUGAUUUUUUCUAAUAAAGAUUUAUUAGUUAUUUUUCUACUCUCUUGAAAGAUUCUUUAUUUUUUCACAGAUCUCAGAACUUGA